AUGCCUCAAUAUAAUAUGCACACUUUUAAAAUACCAUGGACUCAAAAUGAAAUUUUAGGAAUAACUCCAAGUAAAAAUCUUACUAUAAUUAAUAUUCAAAAAAAUACUUUAGCAGAUGGAAUUUUUAAAAUUGGAGAUAAAAUAUGUAAUAUUAAUGGAAAAAACAUUUUAAGACUCUAUGAAUUAGAAAAUCUUUUAAAUGAAUUUAAUGAUGUACUUUAUAUAACAGUUGAAAGAAAUGAAGAACAAGAAAAUAUUUUAAAAAAACAAUUAUCAUUUAUUGGAGAAGAUGAUUGUAAUAUAGUGAAACGUGAAGGUUUUGAUUAUUUUGUUGAAAGAAUGUAUACUAAAUAUCAAAGAAAAUUUAGAUUAAAAGAUUUUAAAAAUCGUGUUAUUAUAUCAAAAAUUAAAAUGAAUAAUGAUGGAAUGGGUAAUAUAGAGAUUGGGGAUCAAAUAUGUUCUGUAAAUAACAUGCCUGUUACUGAUAAAAAAGUUUGUAAAAGAUUACUUAAUCAUUUUUUGAUGGAUGAGAGUGAAGUAUCAUUGAUCAUUGGUAGGCCAAUAUCAGAUAGUGCUAUUGAAGAAAUAAAUGGAAUUUUAAGAAAAAAAAAGUAUUACCCAACAUCUAUAAAAAUGAAUGAUGAUGUUAAAGAAAUUGUCAAAAGAGAGUGUAAAAGAAUCCAUCAAAAUGAUAUUAAAGAUAUUACAGGAAUUUUAUCAAAUGGAUUAGGUGGAGAAUAUCAGAGUGUUUCUUUUGAUACAACUAUUCAGGAAUUUAAAAUUGCCUGUGAUACUGAAGGAAGACGCUUAAAAAAAGUUAAAAAAAAAUUUUAUUAA
Messenger RNA from Strongyloides ratti, 837 nucleotides. Its product is annotated as PDZ domain-containing protein. Gene Ontology annotation, molecular function: protein binding. NCBI's taxonomy places the organism in Eukaryota, Metazoa, Nematoda, Chromadorea, Rhabditida, Strongyloididae. Bases 1 to 837 code for a protein of 278 amino acids. The transcript is spliced from 2 exons. The record is from RefSeq and is a predicted model, not a curated record.